Molecule: messenger RNA, 573 nt
Organism: Aspergillus wentii DTO 134E9
Lineage: Eukaryota; Fungi; Ascomycota; Eurotiomycetes; Eurotiales; Aspergillaceae
Product: DUF967 domain protein
Exons: 2
Coding region: 1-573 (190 amino acids)
Biological process (GO): post-translational protein targeting to endoplasmic reticulum membrane
Cellular component (GO): TRC complex
Source: RefSeq, a predicted model, not a curated record
AUGGACAACCCUCUCGGUCCUACAAGCAGCGAUCCCAGCGCCCUCGCCGCCCAAGAAUCCUCCCCCUCCGUCAUCUUCCCCUCCUUCACAUCUACAACCGCCUGGUCUCUCGGUCUCGCCCUUCGAUCCCGCAUCCUCUCACUCCCCUCCGAGCAGCGCAAACCUGCCAUCAUCUCCAUCGCGCUCACGGGUGGCGCAGAGCCCCACGUCGUCUUUCAAUGCGCCACUGAGCCUGGCACCGUCCCGGAUAAUGAUGUCUGGGUGCGGCGGAAGCGGAAUGUCGUGUUGCGGUGGGGUGUGUCGAGUUGGUUGAUGCGGAAUAAGACGCUCGUUAGUACCGGUGCUGCGCCGGCGGAGGUUGAGACGGCUUUUGUUAGGAAAUUUGCGCUGCGCAGUUCGAGUGGUGGUGCUAAUGCUGACGACUAUGCUAUCCACGGUGGCGCGUUCCCGAUUCGAGUAAAGGGUGUCGAUGGUGUGGUGGGUGUCAUCGUCGUGAGCGGUCUCAAGCAGGAACAUGAUCACCAAGUGGUGGUCGAUGUCGUGCAGGACUUUAUCCAGCAGGGUUCCAACUAG